GAAUCAGUCGGCCAUUUUGUCUGUCUGCAAGCACGGUGUUAGGAUGUCAACAAAUAACCUGGAAAACCGCAAUUCUACUCUCCAGUCUCUGCAAAAUGGACAUGAGACUGAGGAUGAAGAUUAUAUAGAAGAAUACAGCCUUCCUAUAGCUCGACUUUACGGCCGUGACUUCGAGUAUUUAAUGCGGAGAAACCGCGUGAUCAUAGGCCGACACAAUAGCAGCAACGCCGGCGAAGUGGAUAUAAGUAUUGGAAACUCGAGUUUUGUUUCUAGGAAACAUCUAGAGAUAAUUUUUAAAGAGGGAGACUUUUACAUGAUAUGUGGAGGAAAAAACGGGGUUUUUGUCGACGGUGUAUUUCAACGUAGAGGAGCACCUCCGUUCCAACUGCCUAAAACGUAAAAAUAUUCUUUUUAAAAACGAAACGCUAAAUUAUAAUUUAAAUGCGCAAAUUCACUUAUUCUUUAUGAAAGGUAAAACAUAUGGGCGCUAAAGACCCUGUAAAUGUACUGUUCUUAUCUUUAGGAAAAUUACAAAUAAUUCUUUAAUUUUAGUUGGUAAACAAAUAUGUUUACAAGAACUUUUAGCUGUUUCCUUCGAUUUCCGAGUACAACUAUAAAAAUUGCCUUUGAAUCACUACCUUGUAAAUCAGAACAAGUUCGCCAAAUACCUCGAAAUGGGCAUAGAAGUUCGACUAGUCCAACAGGAACAAUCUCGGCAGCGAACUCUUGUCCAUCGUCUCCAAGACCAGGAGUAGUUCAAAAUCCAUUUAACAGUGAGGAGUCCAAAUUGGACGAUGGAAAGCCGCCUUACUCCUAUGCUCAGUUAAUAGUUCAGGCAAUAGCAUCCUCUACGGAUCGUCAAUUAACGUUAGCUGGAAUAUACGCGUACAUUUCUAAAAAUUAUCCCUAUUAUAGAAGUUCCGACAAGGGAUGGCAGAAUUCUAUCAGGCAUAAUUUAUCUUUGAAUAGAUAUUUUGUUAAAGUACCUCGAGCUCAGGAUGAACCAGGGAAAGGUAGCUUUUGGAGAGUUGAUCCAAACUCGGAAGAAAAGCUAUUCGAGCAAUCAUUUAAAAAACGUAGACAACGAGGAGUUCCUUGUUUUAGAACGCCAUAUUCGGCACCUGUAUCUCCUAGUUCUCAAAUGUUUGGGCAGGAUGACUCAUCGAAUGACAUGCCACCCCCUCAACAUGUUUCGGUGCCAUUACAUAAAAAUGUUGGAACUCGGUUGUUAUUAUCACAACCUGGCCGAAUGAUGGUAAAUUCGGAGAACUUGAAACCAGUUACUCUGCAGUUAGAUGGAUCGUCGAAAGCUCCCGUGCUUCUUCAUACAGUAAAUACGAGUCAACAGCCUCACUUAGUCAUGUCCGGAAGUGUGCAGUUAAAGCGCGAAAAUGAAAAUCAGGAUACCCACGAUGCCGUUAAAAGAUUGAAAGCAGAGCAAAACGGUUAG
Molecule: messenger RNA, 1450 nt
Organism: Dimorphilus gyrociliatus
Lineage: Eukaryota; Metazoa; Annelida; Polychaeta; Dinophilidae
Source: the annotation of a GenBank genome assembly